Messenger RNA from Cydia amplana, 753 nucleotides. It is a transcript of the gene UbcE2H, whose product is annotated as ubiquitin-conjugating enzyme E2 H. Gene Ontology annotation, biological process: protein polyubiquitination; ubiquitin-dependent protein catabolic process. Gene Ontology annotation, molecular function: ubiquitin conjugating enzyme activity. Bases 125 to 733 code for a protein of 202 amino acids. Lineage: Eukaryota; Metazoa; Arthropoda; Insecta; Lepidoptera; Tortricidae. The transcript has 5 exons. The record is from RefSeq and is a predicted model, not a curated record. Gene Ontology annotation, cellular component: nucleus.
UUUCUACAAUGUUAUUUUUCUGACUGCUGCUAGUGGACGAGAAAUUUGGUCGCGCGGAGAAGUGAGUGGGUUUGUGCUGGUGUUCGUGUUCGAUAUUGUGAUUUAUUAGUAAUAGAUCACGAAGAUGUCGUCACCGAGCGCUGGGAAACGUCGGAUGGACACAGAUGUCAUCAAACUCAUUGAAAGCAAGCACGAGGUGACCAUAUUGGGCGGGCUCAACGAGUUCUGCGUGAAAUUCUUCGGACCCCCAGGAACCCCAUACGAGGGUGGCGUGUGGCGCGUGCGCGUGCACCUCCCCGACCACUACCCCUUCAAGUCGCCAUCUAUCGGCUUUAUGAACAAGGUCUACCAUCCCAACAUCGACGAGGUAUCCGGCACUGUAUGCUUAGACGUUAUCAAUCAGGCCUGGACCGCACUUUACGAUCUGUCAAACAUAUUCGAGUCGUUCCUACCACAGCUGCUGACGUACCCCAACCCCAUAGACCCGCUGAAUGGAGACGCUGCCGCCAUGUACCUGCACAAACCUGAAGAGUACAAGAAGAAAGUUUCAGAUUACGUAAGAAGAUUCGCCACAGAAGAGGCCCUGCUCGAAAAAGACGCCAUCACCGGCAUGGGCGGCGCGCCGGCGUCCUCGUCGGCGAAGGCCAACGGCGCCGCGAACAACAACGCCUCCGACACCGAGAGCUCCAUGAGCGACUUCAGCGACGACGAGGCGCACGGUAUGGAGUUAUAACGCACGCCCGCGCCACACUC